CAAAUUCUGAUUCUGUUUAAGCAACAUUCACAGUUUCAAUCAGCAAAUUCUUUUCAUAGACAACAUAUCAUGUCGAUCAUUCCAAGCUUCUUUGGGGGCCGUCGAACCAAUGUCAUUGAUCCUUUCUCUUUGGACAUAUGGGACUGUCCCUUCUUCAACACCACCUUUUCCAGUAUCAUUCCAGCUGGGGUCCGUGAAACUUCAGCUUUUGCGAAUGCACAGAUUGACUGGAAGGAGACCCCAGAAGCCCAUGUAUUCAAGGCUGAUCUUCCAGGGUUGAAGAAGGAAGAGGUGAAGGUGGAGCUGCAGGAGGAUAAGAUUCUGAAAAUCAGUGGAGAGAGGAGCAGGGAGAAAGAGGAGAAAAAUGACAGGUGGCACCGUGUCGAGAGGAGCUGGGGCAAGUUUCUCAGGCGGUUCAGGCUGCCGGAGAAUGCAAAGGUUGAUGAGGUCAAAGCUCAGAUGGAGAAUGGUGUGUUGACUGUGACAGUGCCUAAGAAGGAGGUGAAGAAGCCAGAGGUGAAGGCCAUUGAUAUCUCUGCUAACUAGUCAUCUUUUCCUUCUAUGAAUAAUAACAAAAUGUGUGUUGAUUGUUGAAGAAACUUUAUUUUAAGCAAAUGUAACUUGUUUGAAAGGUAAUAAAGCUUGUGUUUCGUUUAAGUAAAA
Messenger RNA from Helianthus annuus (common sunflower), 663 nucleotides. Its product is annotated as 17.8 kDa class I heat shock protein. The transcript has a single exon. Bases 70 to 546 code for a protein of 158 amino acids. Lineage: Eukaryota; Viridiplantae; Streptophyta; Magnoliopsida; Asterales; Asteraceae. Gene Ontology annotation, biological process: protein folding; response to hydrogen peroxide; response to salt stress. The record is from RefSeq and is a predicted model, not a curated record.